This is a messenger RNA of Dothidotthia symphoricarpi CBS 119687, 2121 nucleotides long. RefSeq lists its product as uncharacterized. The transcript is spliced from 2 exons. The record is from RefSeq and is a predicted model, not a curated record. The coding region runs from base 1 to 2121 and encodes 706 amino acids. Gene Ontology annotation, molecular function: zinc ion binding; DNA-binding transcription factor activity, RNA polymerase II-specific; transcription cis-regulatory region binding. Gene Ontology annotation, cellular component: nucleus. Lineage: Eukaryota; Fungi; Ascomycota; Dothideomycetes; Pleosporales; Dothidotthiaceae. Gene Ontology annotation, biological process: positive regulation of transcription by RNA polymerase II.
AUGCCCGCAUUGGCUCAUGAAAAGGCUACAGCAAGAGACCUCAGGGCAAAGAAGACAAAAUCCAGGAACGGGUGCGGUCGAUGCAAGCUUAAAAGGCUCAAAUGCGACGAAACUGCACCAUCUUGCCUGCAGUGCAAAAAGAGAAAUGCCACCUGUCCCGGCUACGAGAAGACCCUCAAAUGGUCCACCAAAUAUGAAGUCCUCCAACCGAUGAAUUUCAACGGCUCUCCACCCAAGCCAAGGUCGACAGUAAAUACCACUGCGAUAAGCUCCAAGAUCACCGAGUCUGUACUGUCUCCAAGUGUUGCAAACGGAAUCGAAGCCUUAGCUGCUGUACUUCCCGCUAGCAAGAAGGACACAGCGCCUGGAGAGAGAGACACUCCCGGGCAAACAACGCCGCUACUUCAAUCUCCACCGGCUUUGGAGGAUCCCCCUUUCGUUCAUGAGUCUUCACCUGAUGAUGAUGAUUUCACACAGUACGUUGAUCCGUUCCUUGGAGAGGACGUCAUAGACCCCAGUUUGCUGGACGGCCUUGUCGAUGCGAUUUCCCUUCCUCAUGAUGACGGCAGCUUUGAUCCAUUCGAUGGGCUUGACCUAGACCCUGGGCCUUAUGAAGAUCAUGAAAUGGACAUGCGAGACCUCUCGUACAGCCAAAAUGUGUUUUCUUCUUCUUCAUCUUCCUGCUCAGCUUUAGCUAUCCGAACCCCCAAUCGAGAUUCCAGCUCGAGGCUCUCACGCUCACUACUUCUCGACUUUUAUCGCCUCCCAAGCCCUUCACCGAACCCUUCGUCACCGGAUGACGUUGAAUCACUUCUCAUACAACAUUACUUCAAAGACGUUUGUGCUGUUUUUUCUUCGUUCGAUUCUGUUCUCAACCCCUUCAGGACCACUAUCAGCCGGGUCUAUAAGGAGUCUCCUUCGAUCAACUAUGCGAUCCAGUCCAUGGCCGCAGCUCAUUUGGCCAACACAUUUCCUAACACUGCAACCAUUGGUAGGGAGCUACAGCGUAAGGCCCAUGACGCUUUGCAGGAAGAGCUUCCACUUGUCCAAAGUGGCCUUGGAAACAGCACCAAAACGUUUCUUAGCAUCAUGCUACUUGGUCUCACUACUUGCUGGCACGAUAGUAGCGACCUGGGUACAGAAUACCUCUCCACUGCUCGGAGUUUGAUUCUCCCAAAGCUUCUUAGCAGAUCUGAAGACGACGAAGUCCAACGAGAGGCGCAGUUCUUUGAAGAGUCCCUGAUCCAUUGGGAGAUGCUUAUGGGGUUUGUAACAGAGGAUGCGACUAGCUUUUCCCCGCCUUCUGGACUGCGACCUCGGGUGGUCUCUAAACAAAGUACACCUGCGGCUAGGUGUCCAGGCGGAAAAAUUGUACCACACCCCUGGACCGGCAUCGUGCCAAUGUUUCAGUUCCUACUUGCUGAGGUUGGGCGAUUGAUACGUAGAGAGCGAUUGAUGGACAAGGACUCCGCUAUGGACUUCAAACGGAGGCAAGAAAACUUCCAGAAUGCCAUGUCCUUGGAAGAAGACCUUCUAGCUGUGGAGUGUCCAUCAGUCGAUACAGUCGCCGACACAGGUGACGAGCGCACUCCGAAGCAACACUUCGUUAAAAUCGCCGAAGUGUAUCGUUGCGCCGGGCUUCUUGAACUCUACCGGGUAUUUCCCUCUAUUCUGCGCAAACGCUUGGGCACCGACAAGUUCGCUGGGACUGAGGCCGCCGACUUCCAGUUCCCCGUCCCUCGAUUUGAGACUCCACAUGAGGAUACCGAUAUCAGGUUAUGGCUCAACUCGCUCGCCAUGCACAUCCUUCGACACGUUGAGUCUGUUCCGUCGUCGUCUGGUACGUUCUGUGUUCAGCCACUCCUGCUUAUCAUAGCGGCAUCUGAACUCAAGUUUGUCUCUUCGGUGGACUUCUUUGACGUCCAUGCGAACGACUCGGAGAUCCUUCGAGCGCGGGAAUUUGUUAUCCGGCGCUUGCAAGAGUAUGCUUUAAGGCUUGCCAACAAGCCGCUUCGCCAGAUGAUCAAGCUUAUAAAAGAGACGUGGCGUCAGUCCGACGAGGGGCAUGACGCCUUUUGGAUCGAUAUCAUGAACGAGAAAGGAUGGCAUACUAUUAUGUGA